This is a messenger RNA of Chelmon rostratus (copperband butterflyfish), 816 nucleotides long. RefSeq names its product apolipoprotein Ea (gene apoea). The transcript is spliced from 5 exons. Gene Ontology annotation, biological process: lipoprotein catabolic process; cholesterol catabolic process; positive regulation of nitric-oxide synthase activity. NCBI's taxonomy places the organism in Eukaryota, Metazoa, Chordata, Actinopteri, Chaetodontiformes, Chaetodontidae. Gene Ontology annotation, molecular function: lipid binding. Gene Ontology annotation, cellular component: extracellular region; intermediate-density lipoprotein particle. The record is from RefSeq and is a predicted model, not a curated record. The coding region runs from base 28 to 816 and encodes 262 amino acids.
ACUGAGGUGUCCUUACUUCUGGUCAUCAUGAAGGCCUUUGCAGUAAUCCUUGUGCUGGCUGUCCUCUCAGGCUGCAAUGCAAGAACUGUGUACCAGGACGAGUGGAGGAGCCGCUGGGAAAUCGCCGUCGACAGGUUUCAGGAUUAUUACACCAAUCUGAACCUGAAGGUGGAUGAAGUGAUGAGCGGCAUCAAGGGCUCCCAGAUCAGCAGAGAACUGGACACCCUGAUCCAGGACAGCAUGUCUGAGCUGGCCAUCUACAAGGAAGACCUGCAGACCAAGCUGGCCCCCUACGCUCAGGAGGCCGCCGAGCGCAUGUCCAGAGACCUGCAGAAGCUGGCCGACAAACUCCGCCACCACAUGAGCGAGGCCAGGGAGCAGAUGGAGAAGUACAGCCAGGAGCUGCAGACCAUGAUGGAGCAGAACGCCGACGACGUCAGGGCGAGGGUCUCCGUCUACACCCGCAAGAUGAAGAAACGCAUCAGCAAGGACACACAGGAGAUCAAGAAACAGGUCGCAGACUACUUUGAGGACCUUCAGUCCCGCACUUCAGGCAACAUAGAGGAUAUCAGGGCGCGUUUCGACCCUUAUUUUGCUCAGGUGCGUGUCAACGCCCAGGCAAAGAUCACCACCCUGAAUGAUCUGCUGAAGUCGCAGGUGGAGAGCAUGAGGGACAGGAUUCAGGACACCGCUGAAGACAUGAAGGAGCGCAUCCAGGAUACCGCUGAAGACGUACGGUCCACCAUGGAGGACAAGAUCGAGGAGCUGAAGGACUGGUUUCAGUCUUUUGUCUCCAUGAUCAAUGGUAACAUGUAA